GCCUGUGUCGGGCACUACUUCCACCUCCUCCUCCCCGGGCUGGAGGAUCUUCUCCAGGCCUUCUCCGAGGGCUCCGAGGUCACCUGAUAUCAAGGCACGUAACAGCGAGUUGGAAGCAGGGAGCGUUGGUUUGAUCAUGGAGAAUAGGCCCAAUAACCUACCAGCGAAGACUGCUUAUGAACAACUCAAGCACAAACAGGAGUACCAGCAGAUGGUGUCUGCAGCCAAGAAGAAAGAAUUACGUGAAGCAAAGGAAAGAAAAAAGGCCCAGGCCAACCUUCAACGCCAGGAGGAGCAGCUGGCAGCUGCUGUUGCCACUUGGAAUAACGAUUUCCUUCCCAAAUGGGAAACUAUGCAUACUCAUAAAAAAUGCAGAGAGUUGUGGUGGCACGGUCUCCCCUCUUGUGUGCGAGGGAAAGUGUGGAAAAUGGCCAUUGGGAAUGAACUAAACGUAACUGCUCAGUUGUACAAUAUUAUGGUGCAAAGGUCAGUGGAUAAAUUGAUAACAUUAAGUGAAUGUGGAAGUGUGGCUAGCCAAGAUGACAUCAUCAGUGACCCUGGCGACCAAGAAGCAACCAUUGACCUCAUUCAUCUGGAUGUAUCUCGUACAUUUCCACACUUGUGUAUAUUUCAGAAGGGAGGUCCCUAUCACGACCCUCUUCACCAUAUUCUAGGAGCGUAUGCCUGCUACCGUCCUGAUGUUGGCUACGUACAGGGGAUGUCAUUUUUAGCUGCUACAUUGUUGCUCAACAUGGAUGAGUCAGACGCAUUUAUUGCCUUCUCAAACUUACUUAAUCGACCAGCCCACAUGGCUUUCUUUCGUGUUGAUCAACCAAUGAUGUGUGCUUAUUAUCAAACGUAUGAAGAGCUGUUAGCUGUAAACCUUCCCUCAGUAGCUGAGCAUCUAAAAAAUAUCGGAGUCACACCUGACUUAUAUAUACUAGACUGGCUCUUAACUGUGUUUUCACGCCCUUUGCCGUUAGAUGCUGCUGUUAGAAUAUGGGAUGUAUACCUCAGAGAUGGGGAGGAGUUUCUAUUUCGAGCUGCAAUAGGUAAGAGGCAUACCAUUACUGUUGUCAUUUUGAAGACUUCUAUUUUUGUUUCAAUUUCCAUAAAUGUUAAAUUGUAGAUGUAGCUUUCACCA
Macrobrachium nipponense is the source of this 1144-nucleotide messenger RNA. RefSeq names its product TBC1 domain family member 14-like. The record is from RefSeq and is a predicted model, not a curated record. The coding region runs from base 137 to 1129 and encodes 330 amino acids. The transcript has 7 exons. NCBI's taxonomy places the organism in Eukaryota, Metazoa, Arthropoda, Malacostraca, Decapoda, Palaemonidae.